Messenger RNA from Acanthisitta chloris (rifleman), 1897 nucleotides. It is a transcript of the gene RAF1, whose product is annotated as Raf-1 proto-oncogene, serine/threonine kinase. Gene Ontology annotation, molecular function: ATP binding; protein kinase activity. The record is from RefSeq and is a predicted model, not a curated record. Lineage: Eukaryota; Metazoa; Chordata; Aves; Passeriformes; Acanthisittidae. Gene Ontology annotation, cellular component: mitochondrion; plasma membrane; cytosol. The transcript has 15 exons. The coding region runs from base 13 to 1731 and encodes 572 amino acids. Gene Ontology annotation, biological process: protein phosphorylation; signal transduction.
GUGCGAAAUGGGAUGACCUUACAUGACUGUCUCAUGAAGGCACUGAAAGUGAGAGGUCUGCAGCCAGAAUGCUGUGCAGUUUUUCGACUUCUUGCUGAACCAAAAGGAAAAAAGGUGCGUUUGGAUUGGAAUACAGAUGCUGCCUCCUUGAUUGGAGAGGAGCUGCAGGUGGACUUUCUUGACCAUGUUCCACUCACUACACACAAUUUUGCUCGGAAGACGUUCCUGAAACUUGCAUUCUGUGACAUCUGCCAGAAGUUCCUGCUCAAUGGCUUUCGGUGUCAGACGUGUGGCUAUAAAUUCCACGAGCACUGCAGCACUAAAGUUCCGACCAUGUGUGUGGACUGGAGCAAUAUCAGGCAACUCUUAUUGUUCCCAAAUUCAAAUAUCAGUGACAGUGGUGUCCCUGCACUACCUCCCUUGACAAUGAGACGGAUGCGGGAGUCUGUCUCCCGGAUACCUGUUAGUUCCCAGCACAGGUAUUCUACACCUCAUGCCUUCACAUUCAACACAUCAAAUCCUUCCUCUGAGGGCUCUCUCUCCCAAAGACAGCGAUCUACAUCCACACCAAAUGUCCAUAUGGUUAGCACUACAAUGCCUGUAGACAGCAGGAUAAUUGAGGAUGCAAUUCGAAGCCAUAGUGAAUCAGCAUCACCAUCUGCUCUGUCUGGAAGUCCUAACAAUAUGAGCCCAACUGGCUGGUCUCAGCCUAAAACCCCAGUCCCAGCCCAAAGAGAGAGAGCCCCUGGAUCCAAUACACAAGAAAAAAACAAAAUUAGGCCUCGUGGACAGAGAGAUUCCAGUUAUUACUGGGAAAUAGAAGCAAGUGAAGUCAUGCUUUCAACCAGAAUAGGGUCAGGGUCUUUUGGGACAGUUUACAAAGGCAAAUGGCAUGGGGAUGUGGCAGUGAAGAUACUAAAGGUUGUAGAUCCAACCCCAGAACAGUUCCAGGCUUUCAGAAAUGAAGUGGCUGUGCUAAGGAAGACUCGGCAUGUCAAUAUUCUGCUCUUCAUGGGCUACAUGACCAAGGACAACCUGGCCAUUGUCACCCAGUGGUGCGAGGGCAGCAGCCUGUACAAACACCUGCACGUCCAGGAGACCAAGUUCCAGAUGUUCCAGCUGAUCGACAUCGCUCGGCAGACAGCACAGGGCAUGGACUAUUUACAUGCAAAGAAUAUCAUCCACAGAGACAUGAAAUCCAAUAAUAUAUUUCUUCAUGAAGGCCUCACAGUGAAAAUAGGAGACUUUGGUCUGGCAACUGUAAAAUCCAGGUGGAGUGGAUCCCAACAGGUGGAACAGCCCACUGGCUCGAUCCUGUGGAUGGCUCCAGAAGUGAUCAGGAUGCAGGACAGUAACCCGUUCAGCUUUCAGUCAGAUGUCUACUCCUAUGGAAUAGUAUUAUAUGAACUGAUGACAGGAGAGUUGCCAUAUUCCCACAUAAACAACCGAGAUCAGAUCAUUUUCAUGGUUGGCCGAGGGUAUGCUUCUCCAGACCUCAGUAAGCUGUACAAGAACUGUCCUAAAGCAAUGAAGAGGCUUGUAGCAGAUUGUUUGAAGAAAGUUAGGGAAGAACGACCUCUGUUUCCACAAAUCCUGUCGUCCAUUGAGCUGUUGCAACACUCUCUACCCAAGAUCAACCGGAGCGCGUCGGAGCCCUCCCUGCACCGCGCGGCACACACGGAGGACAUCAACUCCUGCACACUAACCUCCACGAGACUGCCUGUGUUCUAGGCUCCUGCUCCCCUGCCCUCCUGCUCCCCACUCGUGGGAAAGAACACAAGUAACAAGUUGUGCUUUGAAUGCCUCAGUGUACAGGAUCGGUGCCAGCAGGAGUAUCUGCAUCCCAGUUUUAAAAACAAGCUGCUAAGGAUUCGUGCAGUUCUCAUCCUGCAGGGAC